This is a messenger RNA of Triticum urartu, 1032 nucleotides long. RefSeq names its product BTB/POZ and MATH domain-containing protein 1-like. Gene Ontology annotation, molecular function: protein binding. Gene Ontology annotation, biological process: protein ubiquitination. The record is from RefSeq and is a predicted model, not a curated record. NCBI's taxonomy places the organism in Eukaryota, Viridiplantae, Streptophyta, Magnoliopsida, Poales, Poaceae.
AUGGCGACCACCUGCACGGUCCUCACCGGCGCCGUGCGUGCCGUGAAGCUGCUCAAGGUCGACAGUUUCCGCCUGGCGUACAAGACCAUGCGCGAAGGUGAGUUCCUCAGAACCAGCUGGAACGUCGACGGCCACGACGUCGAAAUCCGGUGGUACCCUGGGACAGCGAUGGCACCGGUCGAGCUCGUGUUCCUCACCAAAACUGCAAGCACCUGCAACGUGAGGGCGAGCUUUGGCUGUCUCCUGGUACACCCGAGGCUGCCGCAGCCGCACAAUGGCAACGAAGAAAAGACCGUGUGGCAUGUGUUCAAGCAUCCCAAGGACUGUUCGCUUCCAGUCUCGCUUGUGGACAGACCCGUUCUGUUGGACCAGACUUCACGCCAAGGAGACUACUUGACCGUCCAGUGCACCGUCACGAUUCUGAAGGAGCUCGCUUAUACGACAACGACGGUGCCUGCGCCGGCAUCCAACAUGCACCAGCACUUCCGGGAGCUCCUGCUGAACGGGACGGGAGCAGACGUCACGUUCCUCGUCUCCGGCAAGGCCUUCGCCGCGCACAAGCUCGUGCUGGCCGCGAGAUCCCCGGUCUUCAUGGCCGAGUUCUUCGGGGACAUGAAGGAGAAGAGCUCCCGGCGCGUGGAGAUCAAGGACAUGGAGGCAACCGUGUUCGGGGCGCUGCUGGAUUUUAUCUACACCGACAAUGUUCCUGAACUUGACCGGGAGCUGGAGGCCGUGGCGACGAUGGCUCAGCAUCUGCUUGCGGCGGCUGACAGGUACGGGAUUGACAGGCUCAAAAUUAUGUGCGAGGGCAAGCUCAUCGGUGGCAUCACUGUCGACACGGCGGCGACUACUUUGGCUUUGGCAGAGCAGCACAAUUGCCCGCACCUCAAGGAGAAGUGUGUCGAGUUUAUCAUCAGUACUCCUGCGAUCCUUGAUGCCGUGGUGGCGACGGAGGGGUCUAAGCAUCUGGAGGCAAGCUGCCCUUCUGCGCUCACUAGCAUUGUCCUGUCUACGCGUGGGAGAAGGAACUGA